CAUUCCACAAUACUUGAUUCUAUAGAGACGUAUUGUUAUGCAAAGUAGUUCGUCUAAAAUAUCCCCCUGGCAACGCAGCUCUGGGCAGAGAAUUACCGGGACCGCGCGACGGACAAACAGAAGCGGGCAAGCGGGCAGUUUUUGAGUCACUUCUACCCGUCCAAACGUCAAGAGUCACCCUUGCCAAAUACACCACAGCGGGACGCGAGAGACGCAUUUCCUGAGGUAAAUUACCUCAGACGUCUCUAAACCUAACGGCCCUCGAUGCGCUUAACCGGAGAUACCGCCGUUCACACGCCUCCUUUCUCACACUAAAUAACUCCACAUUCUGCCAUAACCUGGUGCUGCUACUGAGAGAGAGGGAGACACACACACACACGGAGACUUACACCUUGUGGAUCAUUGAACUUUCUCGCUAGGUCUUUGGAUAUAUACCAUAGUCAGUGACUGCAUUUACACACCAAGUGUGUCGUUUACUUGUCCUUUUUGGGAUAUACGCUCGUCUUAUUUCUAGUCUCACGAGCCUAAACUGGUUUUAGUCCAGUAAAGCCGCUAAUAUAUCCAAGUACUAGAGACGGUAAAGGCGAAAAGAGUUGGUUUAAAGCAUCAUGAGCCAGGCGGAUAUAUCGACGUGCUCGGCGCCCCAGAGAGUCUUCCAGGAGGCGGUGAAGAAAGGCAACACGAAGGAGCUCCAUUCACUACUGCAGAACAUGACCAACUGCGAGUUUAACGUCAACUCCUUCGGCCCCGAGGGACAGACGGCGCUGCACCAGUCGGUCAUCGACGGGAAUUUGGAGCUCGUGAAACUGCUGGUGAAAUUCGGAGCCGAUAUUCGGCUGGCGAACCGAGAGGGAUGGAGCGCGUUGCACAUCGCCGCUUUUGGGGGACACCAAGACAUCGUGUUAUACCUCAUCACCAAGGCCAAGUACUCCUCCGGCGCGCGGUGAUCCGGUAGAAAUACGCGGAAAGACCGGGCUCGUUUAAUUCUAGCAUUGAUUUGCCAAGCUUGACAGACGACGGCGAAGUUCCCUUGUACCUUAAAAACCAAAUGAGGGCUGUAGCCUUUUUCUUUCCCGUGAGUAUAUGGUCAGAUCUGGCGACGAGAAACUGUUUGGGAUGUGCGUUGGUACUAUAGCUUUUUAUUGAAUGUUUAAGUCAUCAGAUCUGGACUGUGUGGCUUUACCAGGGCUUGACCUGUUGACCUGCCCACCUGGAGAAAUCGAGAUGGCACUUGAUGCUGUGGCUGAAUGCUGGAAUAGUUGAAAGAGGUGAACUCCAGAAUGAAGGCCAUCCUCUGUUUUGGCUAAACACUGUCUUUUAAUACAAACCGUAAGUCGUUUCAUCAAUCAAAGCGUGUGGCAUUGGUGACCAGUGCUGAAAUAUGUCCUCGAAAUAACAAUUGACUUAUUCUUAAGUACUGUACACAUAGCUUUACUGUGUUUCUCUGUACAAGUAGUCUAUUGUGCUCUGCCUUCACUUAGCAGACGGCUUCCACACAGCUUUCAGGCCAGUGCGACCCAUGUCUAUGGUUAACGUGUUACUAAAAACCGCUGCUUUCGCUUUUUUUUUUUUUUCCUUCUUUUUUUUGUAUCAAAACGUCAGGAAAGUCGCCUUUGGGACACACUUUAUAAUCUUCUUUCAGUAUUUUGAAUUAACACCCUGGUCAUCACUGUGAAUACAGGCUGGGUUUGUCUUUUUAUUUAUGAAGGUACAUUGAGAUGAUGCAUUUAAAUUAUGUUGUGGUUAUUUUUAAGACUAUAGCCUAAGUGUAAAAGUAUGUAGGGUGACCUAAAGCUGCUUCGGACUCGUUACAGGCUAAACUGUCCCGUGUGGAGAUUCCGCUCCACGGCCCCCCACGUGUACAACUCCCCCCCCCCCCCCCCCCCCGGGAAAUGUGUCCCCCUUCUACUUUUAUUCUGGUUCUCUGCAUCAGCUACCUCGACUUGAAAGUAUUCGACAAUAUCAUAUGCUCUCUUUCUCAAGCCUUCUCCUUAACUCUUCUCAGUUACCCACUAGUGCUCAACAGAAACAGUAGGCCCUGUUUGGCUAAUUUUAUUUUACUUGAUGUUUUCUUAUUGUCAUUCUCGUUUUUUAUAAUCUUCACUCGGGACAAUUUAUCUCCGCGAACCAAAAUUAAGAUCCAUUGGUUAUUCAAAACAUUUUUUUCGUUCGUCAAGCAUGGUUGAGACAUUGUAUAUGUAGGUUAAGCUGAUUGCUUAAUUAUGCAUUGUCAUUUUUUGUUUGCAUUUUAGUUACAAAAAGUGAAAUGCGUUGCAUGACUAUUAAAUGCAGGGAGUUUUGUUGCACAUAAAUGUGGAGCCUUUUACGCCCCCUAGUGCCUGGUCGGGUAACUGCAGGAGCUGAGGCUUACCAAUAGUUACUACUGAGCAGGACUAUAUGAACAUUGAGAAGACUAUGACUUUGUUGCAGGAAACAUCGACAGAUUCAUUCAAAAGACUGCCUGCCACCUUUAAGAGUCAUGGCACCUGAUGUUUGUUUCAAUGCUGCUUUUAUGUAAGAUUUUUUUUCUUGAUACAAUGGCUAACGGCGAGUGAAUGAGGACAAAUAUCAGUUAGAAUCAGUUUUUUUUUUCUCCUUUUUUUUGCAAGAAGCCCCAUGCAGUUGUGUGAGCAUGUGUGAUUGUACUCAUGUCUUGCACGCAUGCCACAGUUCAGUGGUGUUGCUGAUGUUUCCAGCCCCUGUCGCUCAACCUGGUUAACCAGCCAGGAACUCCUCAUACACCUGGUGAUACAACAGAUGUGAUUCUCAUGAUCAUCUAUUCGAUUGGUAUAGGCAGAACAAAUAUGCAUCGCUUGUCUUAAACUUGAUAUUUUUACUCUUGUUGAAAAUAUUGCACUGAUGACUGUCGUUAAUUCGUUGACUUCAGGUCAACAUUUUAUUUUUUCUAAAUAGAAAAAAGGAACACAACAAAAUACUAUUGUAUAAAAAAAAAAGCUCCAGGUUAUAUUGUCUCUUUUUGUGUGUUACAUUGUAUAACAUUACGUUUGCAAAGAUGUUUGUAUCUCUGUGAUCGGGUGUAUGUGUAUACAUAUAUGGUAUAUAUAUGGAUAUAUAGACGCUGAUAUCUCAGAGCACUUUCUUAUUUGAAGUGCUCUCCUCCUGAUGUUAAUAAAGGGGAAUAAUACUUGUGAUGGUAAGAUCAUUGUAACAAAAAUAAAUUGCACGAUGUAUAGUUGUUUUACCCCACCAUUUGUCAUAACAUUUAUGACAUGGGGUUUAAAUGACUGGAUAGGUGUAUAUGAAUGAGUAAAAGUGCUGUUGUAUUUUUCUUUUCUUUUAUGUGGACCAAGUUAUUUUUCAUCUUGUGUCUCCAGCAAACAAAAGUUUUAUGAGUGAUGCGAAUGUUCUUUUGUGUUGACUUUAUCUUUUCCUUUUUCUUUUGUUUGUGUGUCUGUUUUAUUUGUAUUUUUUGUUUUUUGUUUUUUGUUUUUUUUGAACAUUUGUAACACUGUGAUUCAUGUGUGGUGAGAAUAUGAGUGCUGUAUUUUUUGUAUGUGUGUGUGUGUGUGUGUGUGUUGAAGCCAGUAAAGAAAUAAUUAAACCUUC
Molecule: messenger RNA, 3567 nt
Organism: Megalobrama amblycephala (Wuchang bream)
Lineage: Eukaryota; Metazoa; Chordata; Actinopteri; Cypriniformes; Xenocyprididae
Gene: nrarpa
Product: NOTCH regulated ankyrin repeat protein a
Exons: 2
Coding region: 609-947 (112 amino acids)
Cellular component (GO): cytoplasm
Molecular function (GO): protein binding; enzyme inhibitor activity; phosphatase regulator activity
Source: RefSeq, a predicted model, not a curated record